Molecule: messenger RNA, 1170 nt
Organism: Ceratina calcarata
Lineage: Eukaryota; Metazoa; Arthropoda; Insecta; Hymenoptera; Apidae
Product: post-GPI attachment to proteins factor 2
Exons: 4
Coding region: 319-1098 (259 amino acids)
Biological process (GO): GPI anchor biosynthetic process
Cellular component (GO): endoplasmic reticulum membrane; Golgi membrane
Source: RefSeq, a predicted model, not a curated record
GCAUGAGCAGUGAGUGAGCACUCUUAGUUUCUCUCUGUCUGUAUCGUGUCACUGUCGAUUUUGCGAGAAUGAUAGUGCAAGUUCCUCGAUACUUCAGCUAAAAAAAUGUUGGUGUUAAAACAAACCGGGACUCUCGAUGCUUCGAAUUGUUUGAUUAAAUUUUGGGCGAGCACCGUUCGUUGCGAUAUGAUUCUUGUCGGGGCGCAAGAACGAUCGGAACGCGCGUUACGCGUGCCAAUAGAACGUUUUAUGGUUUAGCCUAUUAGGAGUAUCAGACUCGUUUGCGAUGACGUAAAAUACAAUCCAGAAUAUAACACGAUGAACAAGGCUAGGAUAGGGUCAGAUUAUAUUCCGUUAGUGGAAGACGACAUGCCGAGAACGCGGCUCGUUCUGCCUUUCGCCAAAGUGGCAUGGUUCACCGUGUCCCUACCAUUUCUAGCAUUUAUCUUUUGCGUUGUUUGGUCCGUCGUCUACAAUUUCGAGCAUUCUACUUCGACGCAUUGCAAGGUUUAUAACUUUUUGCCAUCUGUCUCUGCCGCAAUUGGACAUUUCAGGCCACAAAAAGAUGUAUGGAAAGGUGCUAUUGCCACGCAAGCAGCGAUAAGAUUUUUGGUAUGGAUAAUGUACCGCCGUUAUUACAAAGAGUAUGUUUAUAAAUGGGCACAGAGCAUUUGUAACGUGGCAACAAUUACCUAUGCCAUUGAAAACAUAUCUUUGGUAACAUUGAGCUUCUGGACUUCGGACGAGAAUUAUGCAUUCCAUAAAUUUUCGUUCAUAACGUUUCUAAUAAUGUCUUUCGUUCAUAUGCUCGUUGCAUAUUUUAUUAUGAGGAAUUGCCGCAAUGUCACCAAGGAAUCUUCGGAAGCUGCUUCUUUACAAUGGAAGCGGAGAACUAUGAUGACGAAUGUGUUGUGUAUACUUCUUGCCUGCUACUUCUUUUACAGGCACAACAAGUAUUGCGAGCCAUUAGUUUACUCCAUGUUUGCGUUGAGCGAAUACGGAGUCGUACUAUCGAACAUGGGAUUUCAUUCGACCGCAGCUUGGGAUUUUGCCAGUUCCCGUCUAAUGAUAUCGGGAAUGAAACUGAGAAUAAUUUAACUCCGCAGUUUCAUACGAACGUUAUUGCGUUGACGAGCGACUAUAAAAUAUAUUUUUAUAUCAGUCUCAUAA